Molecule: messenger RNA, 987 nt
Organism: Symbiodinium sp. CCMP2456
Lineage: Eukaryota; Dinophyceae; Suessiales; Symbiodiniaceae
Source: the annotation of a GenBank genome assembly
AUGCGGUUUUCGGUGCUCAGCUACAACGUUUUGCACAGCGCUGCAGCCAAGAGGCUUCGGAGCAGACAGUCUCCUCCUGCGCAGGGCUUCUGGGCCGAUCGUCUGCAGAGAGCUGCAGAGCUGGUCUCACGACUGGCACCGGACAUCGCCUGCUUGCAGGAGUUCGACCCUGCAGCGAAGGAGACCUUUGAAAGGUACCUGCAGGGCUACCGCUGUGCCGUGAUUUUGCAGAACGAGGAUCUGCCACCAAAGGACGGCUGUGCCAUCUUCCUUCGCUCGGAUCUGGUGGUGACAAAGACCCAUUCCUUCCGGAUUCGGGAUGCAGUUGAGAGGCAUUUCCCAGCUUCCCUGGACAUCCGUGGCACCGCCGGCCUUGCAGCUGCCUUGUGGCGUGAGCUGCACGAGAAGCUGAGCGUAGCGGUCGCCGUCGAAAUUGCCGACGAGACCUCCGGAAGGAAGCUCUGCAUCUCAACCAGUCACCUGUACUGGGACCCGCGGUAUCCAGACUUGAAGCUGCUGCAAGCAUUCCUCCUGGCGCGUGAGCUCGAAACAGUGGCGGCCACGGAGCUCAUCCUGGCCGGAGAUCUGAACAGCACUCCUUUGGCAGAUGGGCGCAGCUCGGGCGAGGGAGACCUCUCAGGCGUCUACGAGCUCCUUGUGACAGGCAGAGUGUCUGCUUUGCAUCCACAUCAUCCAGUGCGGAUGAGACCUGGGAGCGGAAUCCUUCGCGGCGUCGGCACGAAGGACGUGCCAGAUCUUCGAGUAUCACCCUUUCACAGCGCCUACAAAGAAGCCCUUGGCUGCGAGCAGGCGGUCACGAACCUGACAAAGGAUUUUCAGGGCUGCCUCGACUACAUCCUUUACCGAGGUACAGGUCUGCAGUUGCGUGGCGUGCGUCCUUUGCCGGAGCAGUUGCCCGAACAGCUGCCAUCAGAGGAACAUCCGUCGGACCACCUGCCACUGUAUGCAGACUUCGAGCUAGAGUAG